Molecule: messenger RNA, 2521 nt
Organism: Saccostrea echinata
Lineage: Eukaryota; Metazoa; Mollusca; Bivalvia; Ostreida; Ostreidae
Product: eukaryotic translation initiation factor 3 subunit B-like
Exons: 17
Coding region: 22-2127 (701 amino acids)
Biological process (GO): translational initiation
Cellular component (GO): eukaryotic translation initiation factor 3 complex
Molecular function (GO): translation initiation factor activity; translation initiation factor binding; RNA binding
Source: RefSeq, a predicted model, not a curated record
AAAGUGCACGAGGAUUUCAAGAUGGCGGCUGACAGGGGCUCGGAACACGAGCAGAGAAGGCAAAGAAAAUCAGAAUCCCAGUCGCAAGGGAGUGUAAACGGCGACGAGAUGGAGGAACCAGACUUUAGUGACCCAGAGGGCUACGUUGAUGACAUUUCAGACGAAGAGUUGCUUGGAGACCUACUGAAGAACAAACCUAAAGAAUCUGAUGGCAUUGACAACAUCAUUGUGGUUGAUAAUGUUCCUCAAGUUGGACCAGACAGGCAGGAGAAACUCAAAAAUGUCAUCAGAAGGAUCUUUGAAAAAUUUGGCAAAAUCAACAGGGAAUACUUUCCAUCUGCUGGUGAAAAAACGAAAGGAUUUGUAUUUUUGGAGUACACAUCACCCCAUCAUGCCAUGGAAGCUGUGAAAAUGGCCAAUGGAUACAAGCUGGACAAGCAACAUACACUACAAGUCAACCUCUUCUCCGACUUUGACAAGUUUGAGAAGAUUCCUGAACAGUGGGAGGCACCAAAGCCCAAAGCUUAUCAUGACGUUGGUAACUUACGUUACUUUCUGCAAGAUCCCGAUUGUUUCGAUCAGUUUAGUGUUAUUUAUGACGGAGGAGAGAGAACAGCUAUAUUUAGAAACACUACCAGGGAACCUGUUCUGGUUGAAGAAAGAGCAAGAUGGACAGAGACAUAUAUUCGCUGGUCACCUCAAGGUACCUAUCUGGCCACAUUUCAUGCUAAGGGUAUAGCCUUGUGGGGAGGGGAGAAGUUUGAACAGAUCAUGAGGUUUAGCCACCCUGGGGUCCAGCUGAUUGACUUCUCCCCAUGUGAACGCUACAUGGUGACCUUCAGUCCAAUUCUGUCCAGUCAGGAGGACCAGCAACAGAUCAUUAUUUGGGACAUUAGGACAGGAAUGAAGAAGAGAGGAUUUCAUUGCGAGACACAGUCCACCUGGCCAAUACUCAAGUGGAAUCAUGAUGGUACAUAUUUUGGGAGGAUUACCCCAGAUACUCUCAGUGUGUAUGAAACACCUUCAAUGGGAUUGCUAGAAAAGAAGAGUUUGAAAAUUACUGGACUUAGGGACUUUACCUGGUCCCCCUCUGACAAUAUAAUCGCCUACUGGGUUCCCGAGCAGCAGAAUGUGCCAGCCAGAGUAACGCUGAUCCAGAUGCCAAGCCGCCAGGAACUCUGUAUCAAAAACCUUUUUAAUGUUGCCGACUGUAAAAUGCAUUGGCAGAAGAAUGGAGACUACCUGUGUGUCAAGGUCGACCGUUACUCCAAGGCCAAGAAGAUUGAAGAGAAAGACCAGUUCAAGUACAGUGGAUUGUAUUACAAUUUUGAGCUGUUUAGAAUUCGAGAAAAACAGAUUCCAGUAGAUAAAGUGGAAGUCAAAGAAAAUGUGAUUGCAUUUGCUUGGGAACCUAUUGGAAGUCGUUUUGCAUUUAUACAUGGUGAAUCUCCUAGGAUUUCUGUUUCCUUCUACCAGAUAAGGCCAGGAAAAGUAGAAAUAAUCAAAACUCUGGAAAGAAGGCAAGCAAACCACUUGUUCUGGAGUCCAACGGGUCAAUUUAUUGUUCUAGCAGGAUUGCGCAAUAUGAAUGGCGUAUUGGAGUUUGUGGAUGCAUCUGAUGUAACUGUGAUGGCUCAGACAGAGCAUUUUAUGGCGACUGAUGUGGAGUGGGAUCCAACUGGGAGAUAUGUGGUGUCUGCCGUCAGCUGGUGGGGACACAAAGUGGACAAUGCCUACUGGAUCUGGUCUUUCCAAGGGCGUCUUCUGCAGAAGAUCCAGCUAGAGAGGUUCUGUCAGUUACUCUGGCGACCACGCCCUCCCAGCCUGCUGUCUGUCGAACAGAUCCGAGCCAUUAAAAAGAAUAUGAAGAAAUACACCGAGCAGUUUGAAGUCAUGGACAGGCUAAGGCAGUCCAAUGUUUCUACUGAAAUUCUUGAGAAGAGAAGUGAAUUGAUGAACGAAUAUAAACAUUUCCGAGAGCAAGCAGUGGCGGAAUGGGAGAGGAUGAAAUACAGGAGACUGGAGCUUAGAGGAGGGGUGGACACAGACACGCUGGAGGAUGAGGAGAAUGACGAGGAAAUCGUUGAGUUCUUACUGAAAGUUGAAGAAAUCGUGGUGGAGGAGUAAAAACCAAUCAGAUUGUCGAUCUUUUACCACUGUCAGCCAAUCAGAAGUCAUCUUGAGAAUUUGGAUAGCGCCAUAUUAUUAUCUGAUUUAUAUAUAAUUGUCAAGAAACUGACACUGAUAGUAAGAAUUAUCACUCGCUGUUUGUUAUGAUGGCGAGUUUUAUGUGUAUAUAUUUUUAUGAUCACCAAGUGCUGCCUGUAUACAUGCUUUGUUUAUUAUGUUUAGUAGUUUUUGUUCCGCUAUCUAUUUUAUUUGGACACUUUUCUGGGUAUUUUCCUAUUCCUUAUCGGUUACGUUUAGACUCUGUAGUAUUUAUUCCAAUUUAUGCUGGUUUUGUACAUCAUACUUUGAUCUGUCCAGUGUUUAUCUCAAUAAAGCAUGGCUUACAUUUGAA